AUGCGCGCCUCGAUCGCUCGCUGUGGCGUCCUAUCGGGAUCGUCCCAAAUCUCUCGUUCACUGCUUCAGAGGUCAUGGCAGACCGGGAGAAGGUGUUACAGUAUCAAGCCUGAAGCAGCUUCUACCUCCAAGCCUCAAGAUGUCGACGCCUCCAAGCUCGUCAUAGAAAAGACCAAGACCCCAAGCAAACUCAAGGACAAUAAGGAGCUCAUCUUUGGCCAGACAUUUACAGACCACAUGCUGUCGAUCGAGUGGAACAAGAACUCGGGCUGGCUGAACCCACAAAUUACUCCCUACCAGAACCUCGCCCUCGACCCGGCGACCUGUGUUUUCCACUACGCCUUUUGUGCCUUCGAGGGAAUGAAGGCCUACAAGGACGCGCAGGGCAGGAUCCGACUCUUCCGGCCCGACAAGAACAUGGAGCGCUUCAACAACUCAGCCGCGCGUAUCGCCCUGCCGACCUUCUCCUCCACCGCCAUGAUCGAGCUGAUCGCAAAGUUCGCCAAGCUUGAGGAGCGCUUCAUCCCCAGCGAGCACGGGUACUCGCUGUACAUCCGCCCCACCAUCAUCGGCACCCAGAAGACCCUGGGCGUCGGCCCACCCGGCUCCGCGCUGCUGUACGUGAUCGCCAGCCCCGUGGGUCCUUACUACCCCACCGGCUUCAAGGCCAUCUCCCUCGAGGCGACCGACUACGCUGUGCGCGCGUGGCCCGGUGGUGUGGGUGACAAGAAGCUUGGCGCCAACUACGCGCCGUGCAUCGUGCCGCAGCGCGAGGCGGCGAGCCGCGGUUUCCAGCAGAACCUGUGGCUCUUUGGAGAGGAGGAGUACGUGACCGAGGUGGGCACAAUGAACAUGUUUGUGGCUCUCAAGAACAAGGAGACGGGCCAGAAGGAGCUGGUCACCGCGCCGCUGGACGGAACCAUCCUGACGGGCGUCACGCGCGACAGCAUCCUGUCCCUGGCGAGGGACAAGCUCGCGCCCGAGGGCUGGAUGAUCAGCGAGAGGAAGUACACGAUGAAGGAGCUCGCGGAGGCGUCGGCUGAGGGCAGACUCCUGGAGGCGUUCGGCGCUGGCACGGCGGCCAUUGUGGCACCGGUGAGGACCAUCUCCUGGAAGGGCCAGCUCGUGGACUGUGGGCUGUCGGAGCACGAGGAGUCGGGUGAGGUGGCUACGAGGAUGAAGCAGUGGAUUGAGGCGAGACAGUACGGCGAGGAGGAGCACGAGUGGAGUCAUAUCUGCGAAUAGAUCAUGAGAUGAUAGAAAUUAGGCGUCUUGGAAAAAAUAGACAAAAUGGUAACUCUUGGCAG
Messenger RNA from Cryphonectria parasitica EP155, 1307 nucleotides. Its product is annotated as branched-chain-amino-acid aminotransferase. The record is from RefSeq and is a predicted model, not a curated record. The transcript is spliced from 2 exons. Gene Ontology annotation, cellular component: mitochondrion. Gene Ontology annotation, biological process: L-leucine biosynthetic process; L-valine biosynthetic process. Gene Ontology annotation, molecular function: branched-chain-amino-acid:2-oxoglutarate transaminase activity. Bases 1 to 1245 code for a protein of 414 amino acids. NCBI's taxonomy places the organism in Eukaryota, Fungi, Ascomycota, Sordariomycetes, Diaporthales, Cryphonectriaceae.